Carica papaya (papaya) is the source of this 4018-nucleotide messenger RNA. Its product is annotated as LIM domain protein. Gene Ontology annotation, molecular function: chromatin binding. NCBI's taxonomy places the organism in Eukaryota, Viridiplantae, Streptophyta, Magnoliopsida, Brassicales, Caricaceae. Gene Ontology annotation, cellular component: nucleus. The record is from RefSeq and is a predicted model, not a curated record. Gene Ontology annotation, biological process: mitotic G2 DNA damage checkpoint signaling; regulation of DNA-templated DNA replication initiation; response to ionizing radiation.
AUGAAUGAAGAAAGAGAGUGGAGGUUGAACCGGUUAUGGAGCAAACCUCCAUUAUCUUCUUCUUGGUGGUGACUGAAGAAAAUUUAUGGUGUAAGUACUCGUACUGGCCUACUUACUGGAUAAGGGCUUUGGACCUUACGAAAAGUCCUUGGGCCCGAAAGCCCAUUAUCCAGAACGACGUCGUUUACAAGGCAAUAGAGAAAAUUUUUGUUUGCCCGCCCUUUUUCAUUUUCCCGCCGAAGAACCUCAAAACAACAACGUUAAACGACGUCGUUCUUGCAUUUCUUCAUCUUGAUCUUCCGUCAUCUUCUUCCUCUCCGUCUCAGCCUGCACAUGUUAGCCUCUUUCAUUCUAUCUGCAAAUCUGGAUCGAGUUCUUUUAUUCUGCAACACGGAGAUUUAUCUGUUUUUCUAAUGGGAAAAGGAACGAUAACAGAUUACAGCAAAACGCAGCGUAUAGUGUUUCUGAUAGACCUCAACCCUCUUUUCCAUCUGUCGGACUCAACUCCAUACCUGACCACUCUCCUUUCCUCCAUCAAGACCAUUCUCUGUUUUCCACCUCUAUCGUCAUCUCUAUUUUCCUUCAAGCCAUUCUUUUCAUCUCUCUCCCCUCUCCUAUCCUGCUCCAAGCUCCCUUCCUUUUCCUUUUUUGGUUCUCUCUCAUUUGACCUCCAUGAACCCACCUUAUCCCUUCUCUCCCGCCUCUUCGUUUCCCUCGAGGAAAUCCCAAUUUCUUCUAAUUCGAGUUCUGCUGAAGCUACGUUGCCUCGUGGGCUCCAUAUUGCCGCUUCCAUGCGCCAGCUCGCACACGAAUACGCGUGGGAUCCGAUGGUUCGCGAUCCUGUGAUGGGUAAGGUUCUGGGUUGUGAUGAUUCUGUUUCUGUUAGGUCCAAUUUGGUUGUUUUGCUUUCUCCGAUUUGUAGAGAUUUUGAUUCAUUAGCUGCGUUCUUAAAUUUGGGAAUUGAUGAUCAGUGCUUAAAGGAUUUGGAUUUGUUUAAAUUGAAAUUUCGUGGGAUUUUUGGGAGUGUGAAUGAUGCUUUUGUUUCCCGCGAUAUUCAUUUCAGUUGGGUGGAUGUGAAAUUUGAAUCGGGAUCUACUCAACAGGGAGUUGAGAUCGGUGGUUCUGGAUCGACAUUUGCGUUUUUUGAGAGUGGAAUUAGGGAUUUGGGAUGGGGGUUUUCUUCAACUGAUUCAAUUGCUGGGUCUGCUUUGCUUCCUUUUGGAUUGAUUUACCCGAGAAUUGGGAUUUCUUCUUAUUUUUCCCUUUAUAAUGAACGUUGCAAGAGAGUCCAUGUGCAACUGAGCCUUGAGAUCUUAGACGUAAAAGGUAAGCCUUUACAAUGCAAAUGCUGUGAGCUAGAGUUGAUUGUUCCCAGAAUCUUCCAUGAAAUUAGGCUUGAUGGGUCCACGAAUUUACAGACUGGUUGUGAUGAGAAGAGCAAAAGAUUAUUGGUGGAGAAACUUUGUGAUGGAGUCACAAAACUUCAUAUUAAGGCAGUUAGGAGGUAUCAGGAGUGUGUGAAGAUUGAGGAACACUUAUCUGAACCUGUUACAGUUUGUGAAUUUUUGGGUGAAUCUGGUUCCGAUAACAAAGGGAACUCCAGUAAUUUACAUGUAAAUCGGAUUCUUCGAAUAUUGGCUCUGGAAAUGGGUGAGUGUAGCUUGCCAAAAUCUGUGCCCAUUUGGAAAAUUCUGUUGAGCUUUUUAUAUAGGGAAGGUUACUGGGCUUUGGUGGCCCUUUCAAGUGACAAAAGUCCUUUAUGUAUGGGAAUUCUCAAGCCCUUCACAGUUUCUUCAGCUCUACUUUCCAUUAUGAAUGAUGAAUUCUACCCUUGGAACAUGGUACAAGAAUUUGGUGGAGGAGGAACUGAGUUGAUCACAAAAGCAGAUUAUGUGAUUAGCAAAUCAAAUGCUGAUAUGGAGCACUCUCCUUUUCUGGAUUCCCAAUCCGGGCCUGCAUCACAUGGUAAGCACACAGCAGAAAACAUUGAGAAAAGGAAAACUAGCAGAAAAAAAUUACAUUUGCUUCAGAACCUCUCAUGGGAUGCUUUUUGCAAAGCUGUGCCUGAUCAUUAUGUAGACUUAGAAGAUAUCUUUUUUGCAACUGAAUGUGAUAACUCAAAGAAGUUAAAAUUUAUGAAAUGCUGGAUGAAGCAGAUAAAGAAAUCUAGCAGUUGCAGCUUGGCAAUAACUGUAAAUUCCAAGCCGUGUGAGGAUAUCACAAAACAAUUAGACCCUAGAAUGGGGGAGCUUCUUCAAGAAAGCGAACAAUCAAUCCCUUUAUCUGCAUCAUUGGGAGAUAAUUCAAAUUCUUUGGUUGAGAUUUAUAGGGUGCAGGAGAAAGAUACUCUUUAUUACCACUCAGAAAACUCAGAAACUUUAGAAAGUUUCUUCUGUAGUCUUCCUGAUAAAAUUAAACAAGGAGUUGCAUCUGAAGAAGUGGAUGUAUGGGCUUUGGCAGACCGACUCGUGACCUCAUCUAUUUUCUGGUUAUGCCGAAAAUUUGAAAAGAAAAUUGAGAGUGAAGCUCCUGUGCCCAAAAUUGAGAAUGCUUGUGGUGGCAUGGUAGCAGAGGAACUGACCAGACUCUUACUCAGGGAGCCCAAGGAGUUGUUUUUGAUGCACAAAAAGAAUGAUCCGUUGUCUAUGGCGUCUGAUUCAAAAAAUUUAAUAAAAGAAUAUGAACUACAGAUUCUCUUUCGCAUCGAGAUUCUAAAAUCAGAAGUAGGUGUGGGUAUUGAGGAACAUGUGAAGCAGAAGUUUGUGAAACAUAUUUGCACGUUCCUAGAGGCUAUUCAAUGCCAUCUAGAGGGUGGAUUUUUUGGCGACUGGAGCCUUGAGAAUUAUGUGGAGAAGACCAUAAAGAAUAGAUAUAGCUCUACUCUCGGAGAUAUGGUUCAUAAAAUUUAUACGAAGAUGGAUUUGUUGGUGUUCACCGAGGAGGAUGGAUCCCCUAAUAACUUGCUCAAUAGCGAGGAUAGUAAUCAAUCCUGGAGAGAAAAACAAGAGAAAGAUCAAAUGAGUGAUGGUUGCAGAGUCAAUCAAUCAGUGGCAGUGAGAAAGAGGUUCCCCCUUCAUGAAUAUACUGAUGAAAACUGCCAAGAGAUUAAAAGAGAGGAGCAUUCUCGUAAAUUAAUGGAAGCUCAAGAAAGAAGGGAGAGGGCUCGAAGAUUUGCCUCUUUCACUAGUUGGAUGCCGGAUUUACAAAGGGUUUGGGCGCCAAGACAUACAAAGGAAAUGAAAGUUAAGGUCCGGAAGCUGUCAAAGAGGAAAGGCAAUAAAAGUACAAGCUGCUAUGAUAUGGUAUGUGAGACCCCAAUGACAGGAAAUGAACGUUCACAUCAACGAGUAAAUUCCAGUGGUGACAAAGAAUACCAUAAUAGCAAUGGGACAAAGUCUGGCGUGUCAGUUUCCAAGGCUUUAUUUCGAGAUUAACUGUUAAAGGAGCCAGUCAAUCCUUCUUAGGCUUCUUUAUUUUGUGUCUUUCUGCAGCCAUUUCCACGAAAAGGGUAAAAGGCCUAACUGCUCGCGAAUGCUUAUCUAUACAGCUGGUUUGGACUAAAGAAUGACUUGUACCAUUUCCUUAGCAGGCUCCAACAUGAAAUGAUCUGGUUUCUAAUGAAGGUAAGGAAAAUACAAAGCUGACAAAAUUCGAGACAGAAUACCAUGCAUGAUCCAUCAGCUCUCUACCGCGGAGAGGCAAGGAAAUGGUGGUCAUGCCAGAAAUUCUAAGAGCAUGUUUAAGGAUGUGGUGUUCUGCAACUGGGAUUGAAAGAUGACUUAGAGGUCUCAAAGGCGUUUUAAACCGGUGAAUUAUCAUUCGAAAGGCUUUCGAAAUUUUCUUGGUCUGUUUGUAUAUGUGACUCUUUGUAAAGAUAGAAACUCAAAUUCAUUGCAGAAGACGCAUGUGAUGUGAUCUUCUGGGCUUGAAGAACCUUGGAGACAACUUUAAGGCCGAAGAUCUUUGUGACAUAUUCAACAUAAUAACAUUUAGAAGAACUUCCUGUAACUCUGUUCUU